This is a messenger RNA of Dentiscutata erythropus, 710 nucleotides long. Lineage: Eukaryota; Fungi; Glomeromycota; Glomeromycetes; Diversisporales; Gigasporaceae. The record is from the annotation of a GenBank genome assembly.
AUGAAGAAUCUCGGUUAUUUACACCUGGUGACCUUGUAUUUGUCUCAAGAAAAUAUGUAAUUGAAAACUCUGAACAAUGUAUUACUAUUGCUUAUGCUAGUACUAUUGAUGAUAAGAAUCCUAACCAUGAGUUUAACAUGACUGAUGUCCCUAUCUGCAUCCCUCAUUGCAUGUUUUCUGUAGUUGUUAAACGUGUACCAAAAGAAGUUGAGGGUUUUAUCUAUUUUGGCAUAGAAACUAUUGAGUAUAAUAAUGUUACUGGCUCAUCCAAUAUUAAAAUGCAGAUGACAGUUCUUUAUUCCUCUAAGUCUAAAAGAUUCCAGAAUUAUCUUGGUACUUCAGGCUCAAAUAUCAAGUUAAACAAUGCUUAUAUUAUAUCAGGGCUCAUAAAGUUCUCACAAACUGGUAAAAUGGUUAUUGAGACAACAGAUAUUAAAUAUAUAAAGACUCCAAAUUUGAAUUACAAUGUUCUUGGAAAUGAUGUUGAAUUAAUUACUACUCAAACACUACUAAACAAUGUUGAAUCUACAACUUAUUCAGUCAAAUCUGAUAAUAUUAAUGUUUCUAAAUCAUCUAAGACUUCCUCAGACAAAUUGGAUACCAAUGUAGAAAUUAAUCCUUCAUAUAAAAAAAAGAAACUGCCUCAACCAGUUUAUAUUGAUUUGGAUGAUGAUGAGCAAUCAGACGAUGAUAUCAAUGAGCUAGGUUAG